CGGUGCUCAAAGUUGAAGAUCUAUCCAAUAUUGCAGAAGGUUUAUUUGGAGAGAAUUCUAAGAAAACCAGAAAUUGAUGCUUUUUCAGAAGAAUUGAAACCACAUCAGAAAGCUCUUCUUCCAGACAAUUUCACUGUACUGGACCGGGCUAUGAUUGAGCACAAUCUUCUUAGCGCAAGCAAACUUUAUACUAAUAUCAGCUUUGGAGAGCUAGGCACGCUGUUGGGGAUCCCACCUCACAAGGCUGAGAAGAUAGCAUCAAGAAUGAUUUAUGAGGAUAGGAUGAGGGGAUCUAUCGAUCAGGUUGAAGCAGUCAUACAUUUUGAUGACGACACUGAAGAGUUGCAGAGAUGGGACCAACAGAUUGUAGGCCUAUGUCAAGCCCUCAAUGAUGUUUUGGAUAGCAUGGCCAAGAAGGGUUUUCCAGUUCCUGUUUAACGUGGAUGAUUUUGACAAUUUCUUUUGUUUAUACAUUCUUAGUAAAGCAUCUUUUUUUUUUCUCUUGUUGAUUUUUUGUGAACUUCACUAUACAAACGAUACCAUUAAUUUCCUCAUAUUAGAUUCAAAAUUCGGUUUAUCCAAGGGCUUGUUUAAUUACUGCCUGUACUUAACCA
Messenger RNA from Vigna umbellata (rice bean), 614 nucleotides. The record is from RefSeq and is a predicted model, not a curated record. NCBI's taxonomy places the organism in Eukaryota, Viridiplantae, Streptophyta, Magnoliopsida, Fabales, Fabaceae.